AUGAAUUCAACUCCUGUUGUUAUUGAUACAGGAAGUGGAUUCACUAAAGUCGGUUUUGCAGGAUAUUAUGAACCAAAAGUUGAAUUUCCAACUGUUGUUGGUGUUCCUAAAGAUAGUACAGCACUAAUUGGCGGAAAAAACGUUGAUUUUUUUGUAGGCAACGAAGUUUUUACGAAAUCAGAUUUGGUUGACAUCUCAAAGCCAAUUGAAAACGGUGUUAUUGUGAAUUGGGACGAUAUUGAAAAAGUUUGGCAUCAUACGUAUUAUAACGAACUUCUUGUUGUCCCAGACCAGCAUCCAGUUAUCAUUACAGAGAAACAAUGCGCAACUCAGCAUGCAAGAGAGAAAACAAUACAGAUGUUUUUCGAAACUUUCAACGUUCCUGGAUAUUAUUCAGGCGUACAAUCAGUAUUUGCUCUUCUCUCAUGCGGACUAACGACUGGCAUAGUUUGGGAUGGCGGUGAGGGAUAUAGUUCUGUUGUUCCUGUUUACGAAGGAUAUCAACAACCUCAUGCAGUGCUUCAAUCUCCAAUUUGCGGAGAGGUUCUAACAAAAUUCUUUACAGAUAAACUUAAUGCAGCUGGUACUGAUACAUCUUUCCUUAAACCAAACGAUAUUGCAGGUUUGAAAGAAAAUAAAUGCCGUGUGAAUAGAAAAAUUGACGAAAAUAGAGCGAAAACAUCGCAAUCAUUGAAACGAAGGAAGAUUUUUCAAAAAGAAUUGCAUUCUCAGAACGAAUCUGAAGCAGAAGCGGAUUAUGACACCGCUGAAGUAUUAUUCAAUCCAUCAAUUGCACAACUAUCCACUCCAUCUAUACCAGAAACCAUCGUUCAGUCGCUUUUGCUAGUUGAUACAGCUGUUCGCUAUGAGAUGCUUCCAAAUGUUGUUUUAUCAGGCGGCUGUUCGAUGUUUUCCGGUCUCCCUGAGCGUAUGGAAUCAGAAAUUAUAGGAAUUGAUAUAAAACCUUUAUUACAACCGGGGGAAACUCUUCCUCCUCCAAAAAGAAGAACUCACGGAGAAACAUCAAUCCAGAACAAUUCAUCUUUACAGUCAUCAUCACUUCAAGCUUCUUCGAUGCAGGCUGCCGUGAAAGGACAAAAGAUUUCUGCAAAGAAUUCUGGAUUUUUAGGGGAAAAGCAACAAGCUCAGUUCAGUUUGGAUGAUGAUUCUUUGGCUUUGACUCCUGAAGAAUUGCAUUCGAUGUCUCCGGAAGAAAUGCUCGAUUUAAUUGAUCCGAAUAUUAAAAACGAUAAGAACUAUAAAGUACCAAAACUUGAAGAUAUGAUCAUACCUGACCCUAUUGAUCUUCGCCUGAAGAUUCCUGGUGAUUUCCUUCCUCCUUCCCAAAAAUACGGUUUACCUUUAACAAAUGAGACACUUUUACUCACAGAAAAUGGGUAUAUCAUACCAUAUGAGCGAUAUAAAUGCUUAAUACAAUACCAAAAGGCAAGAAAAGUUAAAGUUCCAGUUGGAUUAAAUGCUCAUGUUACAGCACCUCCAGAGAGAAAGAAUUCUGUAUGGAUAGGAGGAUCUGUUCUUGGAUCACUUGACCAAUUCCCUGAUCUUUUGAUUUCUAAAGAAGAAUAUAAAGAAACAGGAUCUUGGAUUGUUCAAAUGAAAUGCUAUAGCUAA
Molecule: messenger RNA, 1632 nt
Organism: Trichomonas vaginalis G3
Lineage: Eukaryota; Parabasalia; Trichomonadida; Trichomonadidae
Product: ATP binding
Exons: 1
Coding region: 1-1632 (543 amino acids)
Source: RefSeq, a predicted model, not a curated record